Messenger RNA from Bufo gargarizans (Asiatic toad), 3059 nucleotides. RefSeq names its product ubiquitin associated protein 1 (gene UBAP1). Gene Ontology annotation, molecular function: ubiquitin binding. Gene Ontology annotation, cellular component: ESCRT I complex. The record is from RefSeq and is a predicted model, not a curated record. Lineage: Eukaryota; Metazoa; Chordata; Amphibia; Anura; Bufonidae. The transcript is spliced from 7 exons. Gene Ontology annotation, biological process: ubiquitin-dependent protein catabolic process via the multivesicular body sorting pathway. Bases 130 to 1608 code for a protein of 492 amino acids.
GCCAACUUUUGCAGGAAGGAGGAAGUGUUUCAAGAUGGCAUCGCGCAGUGAGGCCGGGGUUCGGGAGCUGGGUGUGUAGGCAAGUGACAGAUUCACCACCGGUAGAGGAGGCGGCCCAGCGGACUCUAAAUGGCUUCUAGGAAGUCGGCUUCGGAUUUACACGGGCCCCUUAGUUACCUAGAGGACGUGCCGUUUAAGAUUGGUGACAAAUUCAGAGUGCCGGAUAAAGUUGGCUUGCCUGUUGGUUUCUGUGUCCCAGACAUCAGCCAGCUCAUCAGUGAUGUCCAGUACGACUUUUCCCUGGAGAAGAAAACUGUUCGAUGGGCAGAAGAAGUGAAACAGAUCAAAGCUGCACAGAAGGAAGCUGAGAGAAAGGCAGAAGUGGCUCGUUGCCAAGCUAUUUCUGAUGCUCAGGCGGAGAGUGAAGGUGAUGCAGGUAUAGGAUGCCCUCCCCCCUUCAACCCUAUCCUUGCAAGCUUCCAGCAUAACCGCAUCCUGACCCCGACCCCUGCCAACAGCAGAGCCUUUCCACAAAAAGUCUUGAGCCCCCCUCAUAGUAAGGCAGAUUUUAACCCUGCUGACUUUGAGUGUGAGGAGGACCCCUUUGACAAUUUGGAACUGAAGACCAUCGAUGAGAAAGAAGAGUUGAAGAACAUUCUCGACAUUCAUGUGAGGCCUGCUAUGAGCCCAGACUCGAAUAGCACAGACACAGUCCAGAGCUCCCAGUCACCACUGAAGGAUGAGGACAUGCUGUCCACCCUGAAACAGGAAGCUUUAGACUUUAAGCAUCUCCACAAGCCCAAUGGCUUUAUCACUUUACCACAGUUGGAAAACUGUGAACUGCCCCCGUCUUCCAAAGUGUCACUUGCCCCCAUGACCACGGUCAGCAAUAUCAAAUCCCUGUCUUUCCCCAAAUUAGACUCUGAUGAAAGCAGUCAGAAGGUGGCACAUGCAAGCACUAACUGCCUGCCCAAUGGCACUUUCCUCGAAUCCUUAAAAUCCAGAUCUGCUUAUAAUGGUGAUGAACUGAAUGGACACCUGAUGUGGAGCCCUUCCCUGCAUUUUGACAGUGGGGUUGUGAAGUGUGUAUUUCCUCCUUCCACUGUGGGCCCAGUCAGUGGUACAGAAGGAAUUUCGAGGACCUGUCUAAGCGGCGACACAAAGUUAUCCGCUCAUCAGGUUGCGGUGUCCAAAGUGCCCAAUAGUGUAACUAACAUGAGGCGACUCAGUGUCCCGGGGUACGAGGAGCUACUCCAGGUGCUGUCGAGCAGCGAGCGGCAGUGUGCCGAGACUAUUGUCAGUAUGGGGUAUUCCUAUGAGCACGUGAUGAGAGCCAUGCAGAAGCAAGGACAGAACGUGGAGCAGGUGCUGGAGUACUUGUUCAUUCACUCCCAGCUUUGUGAGAAGGGCUUUGAUCCAUUGCUGGUGGAUGAGGCUUUGGAGAUGUAUCAGUGCUCUGAGGAGAAGACAAUGUUGUUUCUUCAGUUGAUGAGCAAGUUUAAAGAAAUGGGGUUUGAACAGAAAGAGAUAAAGGAAGUUUUGUUACUUCAUAACAACGAUCAGGACAAGGCGCUGGAAGAGCUAAUGGCACGUGCCGGACCUAGCUGAACACCCCCCCUCCCCCCCCAUCACAAUAGGCUCUUAAUGAAUGUUUGGAUAGGAGAAUCCUAUGACAAGCUUUCCGUUCAGAGGAGCGCAGAGAGAAUACGGCCAAACCUGCUGCGUCCCGCCAUGUCACGUGUUCUACUCUGUUUUUCCCUUUUCACAAAAACGCCAGCUACAGGAAUAUUGUAAGAAGUGCCCUUUCACAUCCAAACCUUUACCCCCUUCGAUGGAACGAGCAGGUUUCUGAACCAUUAUGUGCACGACAGUGGGGGAGCUGAAUUUAGUAUUUGUUGCUUUGCAUUGUAAAUGGGAACUGAGAAGAAUUGAUGUGUGAAGCUGCUGAUGCUUAUACUGGAAUAUGGACUGUUGUACCCUGAUACCGCAAACAUUAGUGCAAUUCUUUUUUUCUUUUCAGUUAUUUAGUGCUACACUGGUCAAUAAAAUACUCAAAGGAGCAUAGAGUGAACAGGGUUAGUCUGCAUUUUACUCUGUCCUCCACAGGAUCGGCCCCUGAUUCUGGCGGCUGCUUGAUGGUGGUUACAGUUUAGCGCGGGUAAAGCUGUGAUUACUUCUCGGGAUUGUUUAAUUAUAUGCUAUAAGUUAUUGAGUUUUCAAAGCUUUAUCUGUGCAUCAAAAGACCUUGUUCACUUUACCCCUUCCUCCUGAGGGACUCCUUUUGGAAGCUGUUGACUUAAAACAGGUUGAAACCUUUUGUGGUUCUAGCAGCUGUUGAGCUGUGCAGGGAAGGCGUUUGCAAUCUAUCAAUGAAAAUUUUUUUAUUUUAUUUUUUGGACCGAAAUUUACAAUUUUGGUUGAUGUGGUUUCUUGAUGUUACCACUUGCUGGAGAAACAGAAAAAUUGACUGAACGUGAUGGAUUGUUCGAGCUGUCCCUAGGCAAGUAUCAUGAUCAGUUCACAGGAUUGCAAAAUGGGGAUAAAUGAUCGUAAGUGAAAGUAAAGGAGAAGACCAACCUCAGCGGACGCACUUGGAGGUAGGAUGAACAGUUGCCACAGACUUUCCCACAAUGCUGUGGCAAAACUACAACUCUCCAUCCUUUGACCGCCAGUGGCGGAAGGCCUGAUUGAAGUUGUGCUUUUGCCGCUGGUUGGUAACUGUUGCUUUAUGGCAAGCUUCGCCUUAGAUUUUCAUUGAUCAGCUGGAGGAAUGAGGGUCCCUGCAGCUCAGCAGCAGCUAAACCAAGGCGCAAAGUGGCACGACCUGUCCACGUGAGGCAACUUUCUUUAAGCACUUUGUUCUCCUUGCUUCUGUUCCUUCCCAGAAUUAUAUCUAGUAUUUCAAAUCAUCUUUUGAUAGUACAAAGUGUAUUAUGUUGUACAUUGUUUAAGAUCAAAACGAGAACAUGUAAAUCUUAAGUCUUGAUGAAUAUAUAAGUAAUUUGCUAAAUAUUUUCUUUCUCCCUACAGAGGUACUAAUAAAACUCUAAAAGAACAAA